Messenger RNA from Closterium sp. Naga37s-1, 2397 nucleotides. Lineage: Eukaryota; Viridiplantae; Streptophyta; Zygnematophyceae; Desmidiales; Closteriaceae. The record is from the annotation of a GenBank genome assembly.
AUGCCAGUGUCGGAGUCUAUCUGCGGAAGUAGCUCAAAUGGGGCUGACGCGGCAGCUGACGUCAGCAGAUCAAAGCCUAACGGUUCAGCGGCACAAUUGCCGGCCGCGGCAGGCUCGCCGGUUGUUUCGACCGGGAGUUCGACCGUCGUGGCAUCUGCCAUGGCAGUGCAACAUACAAGGGGUGCAAGAAACCCUGAAGGAGAUUUAAGUUUGGGGAAAAAGGCUGGGGCGACGGAUUUUGAGACGUCUCAAAAUGCAAGGGGUGCAAGAAAGCCCGAGGGCGAUCUAGGGUUGCGAGAUAAGGCUUUGGCGGCGGGUGCGGCGGCAGUGGUGUCAGCCGUUAUUAUGAACCCGCUGGACGUUGUUAAGACGCGGUUGCAGGCGCAAACAGCGUCCGCAUCCCCCCGCGCCCCAGCCCGCCCUUUGCCCCUCCCUUCCUCCUCCCCAGCUACAAUCACGUGUCCCUUCCACCCGGCUGUAGCCGCUACAGCCGCCUCGGCCCCCUCCCCCGCCGCCUUCUGCUCCCUCCACCGCGCCCUCUUCCCCUCUGCCGUCUUCCCAUCUGUCGCCUUCCCGGCUGUAGCCGCUACAGGCGCUUCUGCCCCCUCUGCUGCUGCCGCCCUGCUGGCCCGGAGCGGGCAGAUGCACGGGCACGGGGAUUUACGGCGGGCGGCGAUGUCUGUCUGUUGUGACGCGGCAGGAUUAUAUGGGCAUGGGCAUGGGGGAGUGGCUGUAGGCAGUAGUACUAGUAACCAUGGCAAUGGGUCCACACACGGGCAUGCGCAUGGGAAUGGGAUGCGAGAGGAAGGAGCACUGCGCUUAUGGCGAGGCACGGGCGCCUCUCUCCUCAUGGCUGUACCAACGGUUGGGAUCUACCUCCCUGUGUACGAUAUCCUCAAGAUCGAGCUCGCAGCGAUGUCGAUCAACGGCCGGGAUCGCGCCGUGCCGGAGGCAUAUGUGCCGUUGAUCGCGGGGUCGGUGGCGCGUGCGCUGGCUUGUGUGAGCUGCGCGCCAUUGGAGCUCGCAAGGACUCGCAUGCAGGCACAGAGACCAGUGGUGGGGGCAGGGGUGGGGGCUGUAGGGGCAGUAGGAUCACCUGUGACAGCAGCAGGAGCUGGGGCAGGAGGCGCAGGAGGGUUGGGUGGGGGAGCCGUAGUGGGUGGGUCGAGGCCUGGCACGCUAGCAACACUGCGUACGAUUCUGCAGCCGCAUUCGGGCACUCAAAGGCUGCGCGCCCUGUGGACAGGUGUCGACGCGCAAUUGGCCCGUGACGUGCCGUUCUCAGCCAUCUGCUGGGGUCUCUUGGAGCCGACUCGGCGCUACCUGCUCAGUAGAUCUGCUGACUGGUGGGAGCAGAAACAGCAGGAUAGGCAGCAGUGGGUUCAGGCUGGUUCCGGUGCUGGUGCUGGAGGUGAGGUUUAUUCAUCUGUGUUUACCGAGGCUGCGGAGGAGGCUCGGCAGCUGCCGCUGCUGCAGGUGGUGGGGGCCAAUUUCGCGGCAGGAAUGGCGGCGGGGAGUGUGGCAGCAGCAGCAACGCACCCUUUGGACGUUGCCAAGACGAGGAGGCAGAUCCAGGUGUCGGGAGCUCAGCUGAACACUGCUCAGACGUUGCAGCAUCUCUGGAGCGUGGCAGCAGCAGCAACGCACCCUUUGGACGUGGCCAAGACGAGGAGGCAGAUUCAGGUGUCGGGUGCUCAGCUCAACACUGCCCAGACUCUGCAGCAUCCCUGGAGGUUAGUGGGGACGAGGAGGCAGAUCCAGGUCUCGGGUGCUCAGCUGAAUACUGCUCAGACACUGCAGCAUCUCUGGAGCCAAGACGAGGAGGCGGAUUUAGCCUCGGCGGCCGUGAAACCGUACUGCCGCUUCUCCGGGAAACUAGUUGUCAAUAACCUCGUGACCGAGCUCACGAAGGCUGGAAACUAUUCCAACUUGGUCUCCGCGCUCAAGAAAACAGGCCUUUCCAAGGAUCUGAAGGACCUAAUCAACUGCUAUGAGGCGACGUUCUUCGCGCCGAACGACGACGCGUUCGCGGCGCUUCCGGAAAACGCUAAGCUCGCGACUUUGGACGCCAAGGUGCUGCGCGAGGUGCUGCUGCUGCACGUGGUGCAGAAGAAAAUGAACGCCGCUGCGCUCAAGGCGCUGCCCCAGGACAAGCAGUUCAAGGCGGCGUCAGAUGGGUGCAAGGCUCGCCUGGUGAAGGUCACAGCUGCCGGCGCCGACCCAGUCCAGCUGCAGGCCCUGUACGGCCCGCAGGCAGCUUCCAUAGUGGCUCCUGACGUCAUCUCGCUGCGAGUGAUGCAAGUGCACGGGGUAGACACUGUCAUCCUGCCCCAGAUCAUGAAGGCGGGCGAUAAGGACUCCCUCAAGCCUACCGUAUGCUUUCCCAGGCGCGCGUAG